AUGAAGCCGCAACUCAUUACACUAAUCAAGAACAAUUGCUCCUUUGUUGGAAGUCCAUUGGAGGAUCCUAAACAGCAUAUAUCCACUUUUCUGAGAACUUGUGGUGUUGUCAAUCUUGAAGGUGUAAAUCAUGACACCUGGAAGCUCUCGUUAUUUCCCUUCUCACUAAAGGAUGAAGCUGCACAAUGGCUCGAAACUAUGCCCCAAGGCAGUAUUACCAGUUGGGACGAAUUGGUUACCAAAUUUCUGACCAAAUUCACCUCAUCCCAACAAAACAUCAAGAUGAAAGAGGGGAUUCAGCCAUUCAUACAAGGAGAAGAAGAAUCAUUGUUCAAACCAGGGGAAAAAUGCAAGAAAGCAAAUGACAAAGAGGACUUCCGAGCGUUCUACAUAGGAUUGACCCCAGAAACAAGGAGAGCAGUGGAUUACGUCCUAGAUAACCUCUUCAAAGCAACAGCAGCUGGCCAAGGAACUACAGAGUUCAAGAACAAGAGAGCCAACAACCAACACUCACCUGAGACUCCACAGAAUGCAAUUUCAGAUGAGGAGAUAAAGAAUCUUGAAGGAAUGAAGGCAAUCAUGAAUCAAAGCAAACAGCUACAUCAGCAAACUCAGCAACAAUUGGGGUCAAUAGCUAGACAAAUUGACUUUCUCCAUUCUACUACAGUGAAAGCACAAUUUCCACCAUGGAAACCACAUUCAUAUCUAAGAAUGAGGGAAUCUCACUAUCAUGAACAAAGGGACUUCAAAUACAACAAUCCCAAUUUCCCAACCUUGCAACCACACUACACACCCCACAACCAACCCAGUCCACAAGACUUUCAGAGGAUCACUAAUCUGGAAAUCUUAGUAGAAAGAAUGAUGACACAUCAAGAGGUGAUAAGCAAGAACAAUGAGGAAUCAAUCGGAAGAAUUGAGAGGCAAAUAAAACAAUUGGCUAAGAAUAUCACAGAAGUGAGUGAAGAGAUGGCCAAAGGAAAAGAAUCCCUCAUCCAGGAUGAACUUUCUAAGGCAAGGUCUCACUUAGGAGGACAAGGGAGCAAGGAGAAGGAAGCACAGAAUCCAAGCUAA
Messenger RNA from Arachis stenosperma, 1071 nucleotides. RefSeq lists its product as uncharacterized. The coding region runs from base 1 to 1071 and encodes 356 amino acids. Lineage: Eukaryota; Viridiplantae; Streptophyta; Magnoliopsida; Fabales; Fabaceae. The transcript has a single exon. The record is from RefSeq and is a predicted model, not a curated record.